This is a messenger RNA of Trichobilharzia regenti, 5836 nucleotides long. NCBI's taxonomy places the organism in Eukaryota, Metazoa, Platyhelminthes, Trematoda, Strigeidida, Schistosomatidae. The record is from the annotation of a GenBank genome assembly.
UUAGCACACACCACAAACCACAUGUCAAUCCCAGCACCAAUAGCUUUAGAGUCAACCAAAUCCACGACAGUCGAGUGGCGGGACGAACUGCACAGAAGUUUACCGAAGGCCAGGAGCUUUUCUUUUGCAAACAAGGGCGAGCACAAAGAAAGCAAUCUGGUUGGCACUAGCUUGUGAAUAUCAUGUUGGAUUCUGAGCUCUCGGUGCCGUCACUACAACUCUACUGGCCCUUUGUUAAACUCAUCGUAUUGCGAUUCUUGCAUGGAAAAUAUAAAAUAUACGACAUAAAAUACAGAACAGGUAGAUUCAGAUGAACUACGCUUUACUGGAGGCAAUGAGUAUUGGGUGCCGUUUGUUUAACUUCAUCGUUUGCAGUGGGAAUAUGAGUGUUGAGCGUUAUCACAUUACAUCUCCCGUUUCUGAGAUUUGGUGUGUCGAAAAGUCCUAAAGUUACUCGCUUAUGGAAGCCAUUAUAUGCUAUAAAUAAUUUCCCUAAGUAACUUUCAGCAAAUUAAAUUUAUUAAGGCGUUGCGUUUGUUAUACUCAGUCUUCUGGAAAAUCAAGUUUUUCAAAAUUAAUGUCAGAAAAUAUAUUGUUCUGGACCAGUUUUUGCGGGAAUAGCUCUGUUUAUUGGACGUUUUGGAAUGAGUCGUUUACGUGGAAAACCAAUACUCCAGACUUCACGACUUGUUUUCAAUUGACUGUGCUUAGAUGGGUUUCUGUUUUGUAUCUUGGUGUUUUAUUACCAAUCUACGUAAUAUUCCUUUCCAGAAAGCCAUGGAAAAAUUCCUCCGGAAUGAUUAGCGCAUACAAGAUCGUUCAGUUUUCCAUUAUAGGUAUUUUGUUAAUGACAUUGCUAGAAACAGUUAUCAUAACUUCAACGGUUGAAUAUGGACCAGGUCCUCUGUCGGUUCGAGUAUUAGAUUCUGUUUGUGACCUGUUCAUUUGGUCAACCGUUUUGAUUCUUCAACGGUACGAAUUUAAAAAAGGAUUAUUUUCCUCAGGAGUGGUGUUAAUCUUCUGGCUUUACGAACUGUUAAGGUAUCUGGUAGCCUUUCGCUCUGCAAUUUUAUUCGCAUCAACUUCGGGACAUGAUUCUAUGACACCAGUAAUAAUGAACGGACUGAUUCUCUUUCAUGUAACCAUAGCCUUUUGGGCCAACUGUUUCGCCAGUGAAUGUGACGAUGAAGGUGACAAUCUGACUUUACCACGUUAUAAAUCAAAAACUGCUCCUGAAGAGAGAGGUAAUGCAUCACAGUUACAAAAGUUUUGUCCUGAAGAAAAUGCACCUUUCCUGUCACGGAUGACAUUCUUUUGGUUCACUGGGCUUAUCUUGAAAGGGUUUCGGAGAACUCUGCUUGCUGAAGAUUUAUGGAAACUGUCCGACUCAAACAAAAGUGAACACGUUGUGGAUAGAACGAUGCGAAAUUGGCUAUCGACAAUUGAAAGUAUUUCACAUAGAGUGAAUGAACAAACUAAACAUGAACAUAUUUCAUAUCUUGAGCAAUAUGAAUCCGACGCAUAUUUGAAUAAUGUGAUGCCCGAUAAAGUGAACAGGCCUUCCCUUGCAUUUGUUUUACUUCGUACAUUUUGGACCGAUUUUGCUGCAGGAUUUCUGCUCAAACUGUUUUGUGAUAUUUUGACAUUAAGCCAACCACUUAUUAUCAGUCUGUUAAUUGGAUUUGUCGAAGAAGGUACAAUGAAAACUAGUGGAAAAGCUAACGCACUACCAAACUCGAAUUCAUCAGGAUUCUAUCAGUGGCAUGGUUAUUUCUAUACUGUUUUAUUAUUAAUAGCUGGGCUUAUUCGGACAAUUGUGUUUCAACAAUAUUUUCACUUCACUUAUAGAACUGCGAUGAGAAUAAAAACUGCAGUUAUUGGCAUGGUUUAUCGUAAGUCCCUUAAAUUAUCGAACUUCGCUAGACAAACUUCAACAACGGGAGAAAUUGUGAAUCUAAUAUCUGUUGAUGCUCAAAAAUUAGAAGAUACAAUGGUUAACAUUCACAUGAUAUGGUCUUCCCCAUUUUUAAUUUUAUGUUCACUAAUUUUAUUGUGGUAUCAACUCCAGUAUGCUGUAUUGGCUGGUUUGCUAACAGCGAUUGUUUUAAUUCCACUCAACGUAUUUGUUGGUGUUAAGGUUAAAAAAUUAAAUACGGAAAUGAUGAAAAUUAAAGAUGAACGUAUUAAACUUUUAAAUCAAACAAUUGUGGGUAUAAAGUUAGUCAAAAUGUAUGCAUGGGAACCAGCCUUUGAAAAACGCAUCACAGAGUUAAGAAAUACAGAAGUAAACGCUAUUAGAUCAGUUGAAUUUCUGAACCUGGUAUCUUAUAUGAGUUUAACUUGUGCACCCUUAUUAAUUUCGUCAGCUACUUUCGUCACAUACGUUCUCAUGUCACCAGAAAAUGUGUUGACGGCACAAAAAUCAUUCGUUUGUCUAGCCCUAUUCAAUGUCCUAACAUUCCCUCUGAGUACACUUGCAUAUAUUUUAGCCCUUACUGUACAGAGCAAAGUAUCGUUAUCUCGUAUCGUUAAUUUUCUUUUCAAUGAGGAAUUAGUGGAACAAACAAUUGAAAAACAUCAUGAAAAUAAAUUACGUCUCAAUCAUGAACCUGAAGAAUAUUGUAACAACAUUGGUGAAACUUCUUUACUGAAUACGCAAUACGACAUAAUUUGUACGAAAGCAACAUUAGGAUGGGACAGUCAGACUAUACUAUUUCGAAAUUUAAACUUUAGUAUUCCAAGGGGGAAAUUUUAUGGUGUUGUUGGCCCAGUUGGCGGUGGAAAGUCUUCACUACUCAGUGCCAUUUUAAAUGAAAUGCACCGUUUUGCUGGUAGUAUUAAAGUUAAUGGUACUAUAGCUUAUGUUUCACAGCAGUCCUGGUGUCAAAAUGCAACUAUUCGAGAUAACAUCCUGUUUAAUCGCACAAUGGAUAACGAGUGGUAUAAGGAAGUUGUUCGAAAAUGUUGCUUGUUAGAGGAUCUUAGACAAUUACCGAAUGGUGAUGGGACUGAAAUUGGUGAACGGGGUUUAAAUCUAUCUGGAGGUCAAAAGCAACGUAUAAGCUUAGCCAGAGCUGUUUAUCAACAAUGUGAUAUUUAUCUACUCGAUGAUCCUCUUUCUGCCGUCGAUGUUCGUGUCGCCGAACGGUUAUUCAAGGAUGUUAUUGGUCCAAAUGGUCUCUUGAAAAAUAAAACACGUGUAUGGGUGACACAUCGGUUAGACAAUCUUUCACAUGCUGAUAAGAUAUUACUCAUUUGUAAACAAAACCAGAGGAUAGAAAACAAUUUCCGUAUUAUUGACGAGUUCCAAGGUGAAAGUGCACAGCCAGUCAGUCAGUGUGAAAAUCCUGAAAACAUGAAUAGUAAAGAGUCUAUUUGUCAAGAAAGUUAUAUACUUGAAGAAGGGACUCAUGAGGAACUGUUGAAACUAGAUAAAUUAUACGCAUCUUAUUACCGUACACACAUAUCUAAUUCUAAUGGAGCAAAACAAGGAAACUCCAGGAUAGAAUUGCCUACUAACAAUGGUGACCAGUGUGGUAUUAAUCAUAAUUGUACUGAUGAUUUGUACCGUUCAAAUGACACUUUAUCGACAAGAUGUGGUAUUGAGGAUUACACAUCCAUAUUUAAAUCUGUGGAGGAGGAAAAAACUGAGACAGGAUCAAUAAGUUUUCGUGUCCUAAGAGCUUAUGGAAAUGCAUAUGGUCACUGGAAACUUUCGCUUACUUUUGGAGCGUUCAUAUUACUUGGUAUAGCUGCUAUUACAAAUCAAACAUGGCUUGGUUAUUGGUCUGGUAAAGAAAGUACAAAGCAAUUUAAUUUAACUAACGGAAGCCACACUCUGUUGUACUACAUAAGCAUAUAUAGUAUACUUGCUUUCCUUCAAGUACUUUUCACGGGUGUACAGAAUAUACUCCUGAAUUUUGGAUCAGCUAGUGUAUCCAGUAUAACUCAUUCUCAUCUCUUACGUUGUAUCCUGCGUGCACCAAGUGAAUUUUUUGAUACAACACCAUCCGGAAGAAUACUGAAUAGAUUUUCAAAGGAUAUUGAUAUUAUUGACUCACAAUUACCAUAUAAUAUGCGUGUUGCACUUGUCACCCUGUCUCAUGUGUUAGUCUGCUUUACGCUAAUAUGCAUAGCAUUACCGUGGUUCUUAAUCGCGCUAGUUCCAAUUAUUGGAUGUCUUUUCAUUUUACAACGAUUUUAUAUGGCUACAAGUCGUCAAUUGAAGCGUUUAGAAUCAGUCAGACGUUCUCCAGUACUUUCAUACUUUCAAGAAACUCUCUCAGGGAUAUCAGUAAUUCGAGCAUUUAAAAGAGAAAACGAAUUUCUAAAUACCUGCAAUGAAUUAGUUGACGAAAAUUUGAAGGCUUGGUAUCCAAUUAUUGUAUCCUAUCGUUGGUUAGGUGUGAACAUCGAACUACUGGGACAUUUCAUCACACUCAUCGCGUGCAUUAUAAUUUUAUUGACUGUUGAGACAGUUGGACCUGGAUUUGCUGGUUUAGCCCUAGUUUAUUCGCUAUCUGUCUCUAAUUUUUUAACAUUUGUUAUACGAUCUAGCUCAGAACUAGAAAACUCAACAAUUAGUAUUGAAAGAGUGAAAGAAUAUUCAAUGAUUCCAAGUGAGGGUGAAUGGCACUUGGAUGAAUAUAACCAACAACUUGAACAGUGGCCAAAAGUUGGCUCUAUUGAAUUUAAUAAUUAUUCAAUGGGUUACAGAAGAGAAUUAGAACUAGUUUUAAAGUUUGUAAAUGUAAAAAUUAAUGGUGGUGAACGUGUUGGAAUUGUUGGACGGACGGGUGCCGGGAAAUCUUCAAUAAUCUCAGCUUUAUUUCGUCUAGUGGAACCCAACACAGGUCAAAUCUUCAUAGAUUGUGUUAAUAUAAAUCUUAUAGGGUUGCAUGAUUUACGUCAAAAACUUACAGUUAUACCACAAGAUCCUUUUAUAUUCUGUGGGACACUAAGAUAUAACCUGGAUCCACUCUGUGUUAAAACUGAUGGCGAAUUGUGGAAUGCCCUUGAAAAGGCACAUCUGAAAGAAUACGUGAUGGCUCAAUCAGAGCAACUUGACUUUAUGUGUUCUGAAAAUGGAGAAAAUUUAAGUGUUGGACAGCGCCAGUUAGUUUGUUUGGCACGAGCUCUUCUCAGAAACUCAAAAAUACUUAUUUUGGAUGAAGCAACCGCAUCAGUCGAUAUGAAAACGGAUAACUUGAUCCAAGAAACGAUUCGAACACAAUUUACCGACUGUACAGUUUUAACAGUUUCACAUCGCCUCGGAACUAUAAUUAACAGUGAUAAGAUUAUAACCAUUGCUAAUGGACAAAUUGUUGACUAUGAUACACCGGAAAAUUUGCUAGACAAUACAAAUUCAAUCCUUCAUAAGAUGGCUAAAGAUGUCGGUCUUAUUUAAAUACCCACAAUAUUUAAAUACUUGAAAAUGGUCUCCUCAAAGAUUCCUGUGACUUUGUUUUUCUAAAGAAAUGAGUUUAGAUUUUGUCCGUUUUCUUUUUUACACAAAAUAAUAUUAUAACUUUUUGAACUAGUAGAAUAUAUUACUGUAAUGGAUCAUUUUUGAUCUACUUGAUGGCAUAUAUCACUGUUCUGAAUUUUAUUUUGAUUUACUUUUACUUAUUUUAACUGAAUGUCUGACCAAAAGUAAAAUCGUUUCCUUACGUUGUUUUGAAGUGCCUUUUUAUUACACUACAAGCUAUGCGCAGUGUGUUGCUUUUUUAUACUGUUCCAUUCAUGGAGAAUGCGUUUCGCUGAAGUUACUGUAUGUAAAAAUAACUAUUUUCCUGAAAGAGUUUUGUUGUAUUUCAGUGUUGAUUGAAGGUAGGAG